Molecule: messenger RNA, 4145 nt
Organism: Corylus avellana
Lineage: Eukaryota; Viridiplantae; Streptophyta; Magnoliopsida; Fagales; Betulaceae
Gene: IRE
Product: AGC (cAMP-dependent, cGMP-dependent and protein kinase C) kinase family protein
Biological process (GO): peptidyl-serine phosphorylation; intracellular signal transduction
Molecular function (GO): ATP binding; protein serine/threonine kinase activity
Source: RefSeq, a predicted model, not a curated record
CACUCAUGUCCGACUCAGCUCCUCCGCAAGAUACGCCGACGACGUCGUCGUGGUCGCCAAGCGAGACCGCACCUUCCUCACGAGCCAAGCUCCGCAAGAUCCCUCAGAUCCCAAUCCGCCGGUCCCCGAAGGAUGAUGAAUACGCAACGCGAAGCGACGACGAAGACGAAGAAGAGGAAGGCGAAGACGACGUUUCAGACCCCGAUGAUGCACAUUCUCCGAUGCUUGUCGCGUCCAAGCUGGGGCUCAACCACAUUCGCACCCGCUCCGCUCCGUCGCCGCUCCGGUUCUCGUCGUUGGCCGGUACACUUUCGAAUUUGGGGAACGAUUCCAAUGGGACUAAGGCCACGGUCCCGGAUGCGACCAAAUUGGCCUAUUCGCUUCAGCGAGCCACGUCCAUAGAACAAGGGAAAAAGGUUCAAUGGACUCAGUCGAAAUCAGUGAAAGCCCCAUUGCCACUCAAUAUGGGGUUGGAGGCUAAUCAUGCAGCCUUCGUCAAGGAAAUCCAAUCGCCGCGUUUCCAGGCAAUACUGCGCGUCACAAGUGGGCGUAAGAAGAGAACCCCUGAGAUCAAGAGCUUCUCUCACGAACUAAACUCCAAAGGAGUUCGACCAUUUCCGGUUUGGAAGUCUCGUGCAUUCGGGCACAUGGAGGAGAUUAUGGUGGCAAUAAGGACAAAAUUUGACAGGUUAAAGGAAGAAGUUGACUCUGAUUUAGGUGCAUAUGCUGGAGAUUUGGUGGGUAUACUUGAGAAGACUUCAGAGUCUCACUCUAAAUGGAAAGAGGGCGUGGAGGAUUUGUUGGUAGUUGCGCGGCGCUGUGCAACGAUGCCGUCUAGUGAGUUUUGGGUAAAGUGUGAAGGCAUUGUUCAGAGUUUGGAUGACCGGCGUCAAGAACUACCAAUGGGGGUCCUCAAACAAGCCCAUACCCGCCUUCUUUUUAUUCUCACUCGGUGCACCCGACUUGUGCAGUUCCAGAAAGAGAGUGGUUAUGAAGAAGACCACAUACUGGGACUUCACCAACUCAGUGAUCUUGGAGUUUAUUCGGAACAAGUUUUGCAGGCUACACGGCAGGAAUUUAGUGGGCCAUCGAGUGGGAAGGAGGUGAAUAAGAAGCAAAUGAAGAUGUCACAUGGGCGGGAAAAAGGCAGUCUUAAGAAGCAUGGUCAAGUAGAUCAAGAUCUCAAUAGUGGAGCUGAUGGUGUGGAAGUUGGCACCGCCAGAAGUGCUGAUUCAUCUUCAAGCAGCUAUAGGAUGUCAUCUUGGAAGAAACUUCCAGGUGCUGCUGAGAAAAACCGGAAAAUUCAUUGUGCUGUUGAUGCUCCCUCCAAGGAUACACCGGAAAAGUUGCAACAUAAAGAUGAAAGAAAAACUGGUGGUGAUGACAUCAUUGAGAAUCUUGAUAGUCCAUUAUGCCGCCCUGAACAUUCAAAGGCUUCUUCAGGGUUACAAAGAGUUGGACUCUGGGAUCAGCAGAAUGUUACGUAUGAGAGUUUGAUGAUCUGUCGUAUUUGUGAGGUCGAGAUACCAACUGUGCAUGUAGAAGAGCACUCUCAAAUAUGUACAAUUGCCGAUAGAUGUGACUUGAAAGGCUUAACUGUUAAUGCACGGCUUGAGAGAGUUGCCGAAACUCUUGAAAGGAUCCUGGAAUCUUGGACUCCAAGGAGUACGCCUGGAAGCACGGAUAGAGGAAGUUUUGAGGUUGCUAGAGUGUCUACAUCAAGUAUACAUGAGUCAGAUGACAUGUCACCUAAGCAAAACAGCUUGUCUCGUCCAUCUUCUGAAGAAGUUCUUGAUUGUGCUGCUGAUAUGGAUAAUAAUUUUGUCAUGGAUACUGUGAAUGUUUCGCCCGGAAUGUCAUUUGAAACUGUGACACCUGGUCGAUGUGCAAGAGUUUUGUCACCAGGAAGCUUGACACCUCGAUCAACAUUAUUAACACCACGGACCAACCAGAUUGAAUUGCUUUUGAGUGGACGGAGAAUACUAGCAGAGCUUGAGAAUUAUCAGCAGAUAAACAAGUUGCUGGAUAUUGCUCGUUCUGUUGCAAAUGUAAACAACUGCGAGUACAGUGCAUUGGAGUAUAUGAUUGACCGUCUGGAAGAACUCAAAUAUGCCAUCCAGGACAGAAAGGUCGAUGCCCUUGUUGUAGAGACAUUUGGAAGACGUAUAGAGAAACUAUUGCAGGAAAAGUAUGUACAUCUUUGUGGGCAGAUAGAAGAUGAAAAAGUAGACUCAAAUGGCAUUGUUGACGAAGAUAGUUUGAUGGAAGAUGAUACAGUCCGUAGUCUGCGUGCAAGCCCUAUCGAUCCUUGUUCUAAGGAUCGGACAUCAAUAGAAGAUUUUGAAAUAAUAAAACCAAUUAGUAGAGGGGCAUUUGGACGAGUCUUUCUUGCACGGAAAAGAGCAACUGGUGAUUUAUUUGCUAUAAAGGUGUUAAAGAAAGCUGAUAUGAUACGUAAAAAUGCAGUUGAAAAUAUUUUGGCGGAGCGCGACAUCCUCAUAUCAGUUCGCAACCCUUUUGUGGUCCGAUUUUUCUACUCCUUCACAUGCAGGGAAAAUCUUUAUUUGGUCAUGGAGUACUUAAACGGAGGAGAUCUUUAUUCUUUAUUGAGAAAUCUAGGCUGCUUGGAUGAAGACAUGGCCCGUAUAUAUAUUGCAGAAGUUGUUCUUGCUUUGGAGUAUCUGCAUUCUUUAAAUGUCAUUCAUAGAGAUUUGAAGCCUGACAACUUGUUGAUUGGUCAAGAUGGUCACAUAAAGUUGACAGAUUUUGGGCUUUCAAAGGUUGGUCUCAUUAACAGCACAGAUGACUUAUCAGGUCUUUCAGUCAGCAGUACUGAUUUCCUUGGGGAUGAUGAACCAAAAAGUGAACCUUCAAUGAAAAGAGAACAGCGCCAAAAGCAACCAGUUGUGGGCACGCCUGAUUAUUUGGCACCCGAGAUACUUCUUGGCAUGGGACAUGGUGCAACCGCAGAUUGGUGGUCUGUGGGUGUUAUUCUAUUUGAGCUGCUUGUAGGUAUUCCACCAUUCAAUGCUGAACGUCCUCAGCAAGUUUUUGAUAACAUAAUAAACAGAGAUAUACCUUGGCCCAAGAUACCUGAGGAGAUGAGCAAUGAAGCGUAUGAUUUGGUUGACAAAUUUCUGACUGAAAAUCCAGUGCAAAGACUAGGUGCAACAGGAGCCAGGGAGGUGAAGGUACAUCCUUUCUUCAAGGAUAUUAAUUGGGAUACACUUGCAAGGCAAAAGGCUAUGUUCAUACCAGCAAUAGAAGCACUUGAUACAAGUUAUUUUAUGAGCCGGUACAUAUGGAAUGUAGAAGAUGACCACGUGGUGGGAGUUAGUGACUUUGAGGACGUAACUGAAACAUGCAGCAGCAGAUCAUGCAGCAAUGAACAUGAAGAAGAUGGUGAUGAAUGUGGCAGUUUGGCGGACUUCCAUUGUCCAGCCCUUGCAGUGAAGUACUCGUUUAGUAAUUUCUCAUUUAAGAACUUGUCUCAGCUGGCUUCUAUCAAUUUUGAUCUAGUUGUGAAGAGCAGCAAGGAAUCACCAGAAGCCUCAAAGCCAUCCAUUCCAUGACAAUUUUACAUGUACAUAUGCAGUUUUUCGACGAGGAAGGUCUUCAACUUGGAAAAGUUAUAAGAAAAGGCUCAUGUGGUCUGAUAUGGCUUUUAUUUAUAGAAAAGCAGUUAUUGUUCUCGAAGGCAAAGAUAGGAGCAUGUCCCCGUACAUACUGACCAAUUUAUUGUUAGAUAAUAGUAGCCGGUAUGCUUCUGCUCUUACUUUCUGUAUCAUUCAAUUUUCCAGUUUCAGAAAUGGCAUGACAAUACAAAAGAUCAUGAGAGCUAUAUAUUCAAAAGAACCAUGAUGAUGCUGUAGCAGAAGUUUUGUGGAAAUCCUUGGUGAUCAGUGGAUUGAGGGGCACUGAGCUCGCCAUGGGGCAAAGCCAAGGCUCUGUUUAUUGUUCGUAUCAACUUUUGAAGGAUGAAGGUGGAAAUUCUCCAUGCUUGUUGAUAGAGUACUGGGCUAAAGCGAGAACUCUUUUGCGAAGUCCUUUCAAUAGGAAAACAUUUUUAUAAGAAUUGUAGAAUUUGUUUUAUAUGAAACAAAUGUAGUCUAACAUGUCAAAAGAUCUUAGCUCUUAUAUGGGAA